UCUCCUUGAACUUUGAGGUUAUGUUUGUUUAUUUUCCGGGACAUUUUAUAACAAUUAGAUAGUUGUCUCUCUCACUCAAACUGUGUUCUACGUGCAGAAUAGAGAUAGAAGAUUCCAAAGAAACGUCAAACUCCACGUGAGGGGCUGUUGUUUUGAUUCUCUACACACCGCGAAAAGAAAAUCCUUUUUCCGCGUGAUUUUCCCAUCCGGAAGUGCCAAAAAUGGAGGAAGAAGAUCAAGAGAGUACCAUUAAUUUUAUUUCCUGCGUCUGCUUCGUUCCACAGGGUGUGGCAAAGGAAAAUCCAACAAAGGCCACACUGACGCAGGAAGAACUAGCAGAAGUUAUUAGGGAGAUGAAGCAGGAGAAGGGGACAGCAGAUGAGGAGGAAGGAAGUGACGAUGACGAGGAGAAAAUGGAUGUAGAAGGAGGAAAUUCAGCCGGUGGGAAUGAUGAGUAUGAUUUUGAUAACUACGACGAAGAUGAGGGAACAGCUGGGCUAGGGAUUGAUGGAGUAGUUGUGGCAGAUCCUGGAGAAAAUGUCGAGGAUGAUGAGAAUGACUCCGAAGCUGAAGAUGAUUUGAUAAAAAGGAGUGAUAAUCUCAUCCUCGUUGGCCAUGUGGAGGAUGUUUGUGUGAAUAUGGAGGUGUACGUGUGGAAUAGGGAGGAGGGGAGUCUCUACGUGCACCAUGACUUCCUCCUGCCGAGCUAUCCGCUUUGCAUUGAAUGGCUCAAUCAUGAUCCAUCGGCCAGGGAAGCGGGGAAUCUCUGUGCUAUCGGGACAAUGGAUCCAAUCAUCACAGUGUGGGAUCUGGACAUUAGGGAUUCCCUGGAGCCGGUCUACAAGCUCGGCAGCAAGGGGAGUAAGAAGAAGAAGAUCCCCAAAUGUGGCCACAGAGAUGCUGUGUUGGAUCUCGCGUGGAAUUCUGCUUUUCCGCACGUCCUGGCCAGUGGAUCUGUUGAUCAGACUUGCAUCUUGUGGGACCUGGACACGGGAACACCCAAUACAACCAUUGAAGCCUUCGAGGAGAAGGUUCAGGCUGUGAAAUUCCAUCCAACGGAACCCCAUCAAAUCCUCACCGGAUGCUGUGAUGGCUUCGUCAGACUCUUUGACUGCAGAGACCCCUCAAGCAUUGCUGAAUCCUGCAAGAGGUGGCAGCUCCCAGGGGAAGUGGAGAAGGUUGUGUGGAAUUCCCAAGAUCCCAUCUACUUUGCAGCUUCGACAAAUGGCGGAGAAAUUGCCUUCUUUGAUGCUCGCCAGGAGCUUCCGUUGUGGAAGAAAUCCGCCCACACUGAGGAAGUUUCCGGACUAAUCCUUUCCCCAUCAAUUCCCGGCAUGAUGAUCUCCACAUCUCCCGAUGAAAGCAUGAAAAUCUGGGAUUAUAACCUCUCAGGUGCAAGAUUAAUCCACGAAGACGCAAUGGGAAUUGGGAGGAUUCAUUCCCUCAGCUUCUCUCCGGAAAAUCCCAACAUUGUUGCCAUUGGUGGGGACAACAAGAAGCGACAAUUCCGUGUUGUUGAUGUCCUGGACUAUGACCACGUUAAAAGAGCGUUUGAGGACAGAAGCUGAAGGAAGAAAGAACUUCCAGAAGAAAAGAAUUUUAUUUAAAAGAAAUAAAAAUAAAAUAUUGAAAUUUUCAAAGUU
Molecule: messenger RNA, 1643 nt
Organism: Lutzomyia longipalpis
Lineage: Eukaryota; Metazoa; Arthropoda; Insecta; Diptera; Psychodidae
Gene: nclb
Product: periodic tryptophan protein 1 homolog
Exons: 2
Coding region: 222-1568 (448 amino acids)
Biological process (GO): rRNA processing
Cellular component (GO): nucleus
Molecular function (GO): protein binding
Source: RefSeq, a predicted model, not a curated record